Bubalus bubalis (water buffalo) is the source of this 2630-nucleotide messenger RNA. RefSeq names its product BTB domain containing 19 (gene BTBD19). The record is from RefSeq and is a predicted model, not a curated record. Gene Ontology annotation, molecular function: protein binding. The transcript is spliced from 8 exons. Bases 744 to 1682 code for a protein of 312 amino acids. Lineage: Eukaryota; Metazoa; Chordata; Mammalia; Artiodactyla; Bovidae.
ACCCGCACUGUGGUGGCACUUCAGGGAUGCCAGAGACCAUGAUGCCUCUGUCAGUGUUGACACCUCCUCAUUUGACCCCUCUCUGGGAGGCCCAGGACUGCCACCUCCCAAACAAGCCAGCUCUGGACCCUGAAAAUGGUCCAUGGGGACAAGGACUUUCCCUGUUGAUGGGAGUUCUUCAGGUCUGCUUAACCUGUAUGCUUGUAGGGGGAGGGGAGAGAGGGGCAGGAAAUUUGAACUCUGAACCCUGGACAGGCAGGGGCCAGGAUGCUAAGACCCUCCAACUCUGCUUAGGGCCCCUCUAGGGCUGAAGUUUUCCCCGGGCCUGUGGGAGCUGGGCGGGGCCUCCUCUCUGGCCGGGCUCUAGUUUCCGUGGAAACCCACAGGCUUCCCACCCCAGCGCUGCCUGGGCAGGCUCCCAGCUGGGGCCUCAUCCGCAGCCAGCCUCUCCUCCCCAGUCCAGUCUGCUCCACCUCGGCCUCUCUUGGUCCCCUCCCUGAGUCCCCAAGCCUCUGGCCUCUUCCACUGGCCGCUGAUGCCUUCUGGGCCUCUCCUGCCUCAUUCCUAAACUUUAGCUUCUCAGCAAACAGGCCUCUGGAUCUCUUAUCCCUCCCUCUCAGGCCUUUCUAGCUCUUCACCAGCUCUAGGGCUCAGCCAGGCCUCCUGCUCCUUCCAUGUACUGUCUCUCCCACACAUAACAAGCCUCCUAGGCUGUUCCUCCUGCUUAGUCCCCUGCCCCACACAUGGAGACCCCAGGACUGGUUGUGCAUGGGGAGGCCGCACCUUUUUCCACAGCACUCCGGAGCCUCGUCAACAACCCCUUAUACAGUGAUGUUCGCUUUGUGGUCGGUCAAGAACGGCAGGAGGUGUUUGCCCACCGGUGCUUGCUGGCGUGUAGAUGCAACUUCUUCCAGCGACUUCUGAGCUCAGAGCCAGGCCCUGGGGUGCCUAGCCCUGUGGUGCUAAGUACCGUGCCAGCUGAGGCCUUUCUGGCAGUGCUGGAGUUUCUGUAUACCAACAGUGCCAAGCUGCAACGCCACUCUGUGACCGUCUCCUUUCCCCUGCCUCUUAUGGGCGAGGUUCACACCCUGCCUCACACACCCGCUAACCUGGAGAGGAAUGUGCACCAAUACAGAAAGAAGUAUGGGUAUCUUUCCCAGCUGUGCCUGGAGUUUGUGGUGAAGGCACUGGACGUGGAGCUCGUUUGUGAGGCCCUGCAGGUUGCUGUAACCUUUGGCCUGGGACAGCUGCAGGAGCGUUGUGUGGCUUUCAUUGAGGCCCACAGCCAGGAGACCCUCCGGACCCGUGGUUUCCUGGAGCUGUCUGCGCCCGCGUUGCUGCCCUUGCUGCGAAGCGACAAGCUCUGUGUGGACGAGGCCGAGCUGGUCCUGGCAGCCCGGAGUUGGGCGCGCGUGGGCGCGGCGGUGCUAGAGCGGUCUGUGGCCGAGGUGGCGGCCCCGGUGGUGCGGGAGCUGAGACUGGCCUUGCUGGCUCCGGCAGAGCUGAGCGCCCUGGAAGAACAGAACCGGCGGGAGCCGCUCAUCCCGGUGGAACAGAUCGUGGAGGCGUGGAAGUGUCACGCUCUGCGGAGAGGGGAUGCGGCCCGGGGCACCCCGUGCCGCCGCCGGAGGGGCACUCUGCCCCGGGAGCAUCAUCGCUUUUUGGAUCUGCCCUUUAAGUGACCAGUGCCAUGACUUGCGAAGCAUUCUGCGCCUCUCUUAAACUGCAGCUCCCAACACGCUCGGCGCUCAAAGCGGGCUUCCGCUCCCAGAAUGCUUCGCAAGUCGGGGCGGGAAGUACCAAUGUGUGCCAAACGCAGGCGCUAUGGGUGAGGUUCCGUCGGUGGGCGGGCCUGAACGCCGCGCUCUUCCGCUGAGCCUUGGCCUCCAACCCUGCGCAAAGCCCGAAAGCAGUUUCUGUGCCCGCGUGUGUCUCUGAGCACUACCGCCCGCCUCCUUUACUCCUGUAAUUCCCACGUAUCUUUUCAACUCAGCCCCCUCUUUAACUCCAGACCUGGCUCCUGGCGAUCUCUCUCCAUAUGUCCCACAGACACUUAAGACUCAAUCCAAAAUUGUGCUUGUCCUUCAUCUUUCCCCAGUUCUGCCCCCAUCGUGUUUCUCAUCUCCAUGGGUGCUAAAGCCAGAAACCUAGAUGUCAUCCUUGCUUUAUUCUUCUUCACAUUUGCCUCCCAUGGCUUCUAUUUCUUAAAAGACUGAAAGCAGAAUAUGCCACCCCAAAAUAUGCUGUUUUGGCAUAGGGUUGUUUUAAGCUGAUUAUUUUGAGAAAAAGGAGACGUUUUGAAAACAGAAAAGUUACCCUUUUGUAGGGGAAAUUUUUAUAAACUAAAUCUACAUUGGUAAGGGUGUCUCCCUCUUUGUACAGAAGGAUGACUAAUUUACAGGAGACUUCCUGUGAAAUCACUAAGAUUUGCUUAAUAAACCUCCUUGCUUUCGGUGCUUUUUCCUGACGGCCUUCCCAUAUCUGGCCUCCCCACUUUUCUUUCCUCAUUAGCUGAAGGAAGUAUUUAAGCAGGUAUUUUCGGCCACCUCUGGGAGUUACUGAUUUUUCCCUGGGUAUCUCCCAUGUAUAUGUGAGAUAUACAUGUUAAUAAACUUCCAUUUUUGUUUCUC